Molecule: messenger RNA, 191 nt
Organism: Pipistrellus nathusii (Nathusius's pipistrelle)
Lineage: Eukaryota; Metazoa; Chordata; Mammalia; Chiroptera; Vespertilionidae
Source: the annotation of a GenBank genome assembly
AUGAAGCAUCUAUUGAACCUCUAUCUCUUAGGUGUGGCGCUGACCCUGCUUUCCAUCUUUGUUAGACUGAUGGAGUCCCUGGAAGGCUUACGGGAGAACCCACCACCUGGGAGCUCCUGGACCAACAGAGGUCAACUAGCCAUCACAGAAUCCCCAAGAGCCUUCCAGAACAUCCACCCCGAGGGGUGUGA